Messenger RNA from Aplosporella prunicola CBS 121167, 1362 nucleotides. RefSeq lists its product as uncharacterized. The transcript has 2 exons. The record is from RefSeq and is a predicted model, not a curated record. The coding region runs from base 1 to 1362 and encodes 453 amino acids. Lineage: Eukaryota; Fungi; Ascomycota; Dothideomycetes; Botryosphaeriales; Aplosporellaceae.
AUGGUCCUCGCCUACAUUUCCCGGAACAAGUUGAACAAAGAACAGAUCGGCUGGCUGGCCAACUUGUACCUGUACCAGCGCUGGACGUCAAAAGUGUGCGACAGACCCGAGUUCAUUGCUUUCCGCAACGCGAACGGCCUCUCCAAUGAGGAAGCAUCGUUCUUUAUCUCCAAGGGCAUGUGGAAGUUUCUGUAUGAGAUCGAGCCGGUCUUCAACGCUGCUCCGGGAGACGUCAUCAAAGGCUCGAUGGCAUACACUUGGGCAUUGGUCAUGGAGCUGGCCAAGGGACUCAGGGAAACGGCUGAGGAGAAUAUCUCGCUCUUCACGGAGGAAGACAACGCCGAAUUCGACUUCUGGCCUGAUGCCGAACUGGACAUAAUGCUGGACGAACUACCUGAAGGCUUCCUGCUUGGCGAUGGACACGAAUCUACCGCUAGCGACGCUGCUAGCGACACUGAAGAGGAUGUUGAGAGCGGCGUUGACGGCGGCGCUUACGACUUUGGGGAUGUUGCUUGGCCCCAAAGCAAGCGGGCGCUUGCACGUUUCGCUUGCAUGUUUCGCUCGGAACUACCAGUACAAGCGCUGGCCCGCCUCCGGGACUACGCGAGAGCACAGGAUAUCCCCGAAGAAGAAGCUAUUCAACAGCUCGGACGGGAAUUGACCGAGUUCUGCAAGGAAGUCCACCGCCGGACCACAGAAAUGCCUGAUGAUGACGACGACGACGAGGAUGACUAUGAUGCCAUCAAAGAAGAGGACGGCACGACCUUCAAGCUCGGCCGGUACAAGACUCUCGAAGAUGGCACCGUCUUCGACCAAGCAACCCGGCUCCCGCUGUACGUCCGUGACGACAUAACGGGCGAGAUGAAAGCGCACAGCUACGUUGCGGACAUCGACUGGGACUCGCAGCAAUCUAUCACCGAGCUCAACACGUGGGCGAACCGGAUCUUGCGCCGCAACAGCCGCAACGAUUUCAAGAUGCCGUGGACGCAGACCGAGAAGGACUGGGUCGUGCAGUUCUUCCAGCAGAACAUGUUUGCCACUUACAAGACCGCGUACACCCAGUUUAAGGCGCGCUUUACGUCCCGUAGCUCGCUUACGAUGGCCGGGUUUUGUACAACGAUUUCGAGACAUGGUUUGAGGAUUUCUAGAGAUGAUCGUAUGAAGCUGAAGAAAGAGCUUAAGGAGAAUGAGAAGGAGAGGAAGAAGGCGGAGAGGAAGGAGAGAGUGAGGAAGGAGAUAAAGAAGGAGAUGAAUGAGAGGUUGAAGGAGGAGAUGAAGAAGAUCGAUGCUGGCGGUCAAGGUCAAGCUCAGAAACCUCAAGCUGAGAAACCUCAAGCUGAAGCUCAGGAACCUGAAGUUUAA